CCAUCUUGCCACAAAAUGAGUCGCAAUGUUUUGGCGCCACAUACUCAGCGCAUGAGCCACAAUCGCAAUCAUCGCGUUCACGUCGUUCACGACUAUUUCGGUGGAAGCAAGUGGAAUUGUGUCAAUCAGACAACUGCAAAAGGAUACGAGGAACCAGAUCUUUAUGCUGACGAAGAUUUCGAGGAGGACGGCACCGACUGCAAUGUUGAGGAGCUGUCCAAUGGCAGCUACAAGCUGGCGCUGCAUGUGCCCAAAUCCUUCUAUGGUAGUCUGAUUGGGUUCAAGGGCGCCACAAAGCGUCGCAUUGAAUUGGAGACGCAAACAGAGAUUUAUGUGCCACGUCAGAACGAGAUUUCCACUGACUUGGUUAUUCAGUCCAAGGAGCGCAGCAACGUUUGUGCUGCCUUGCGCAAAAUUCGAUUGCUCAUCGAAUCGCUGCGCAAACGAAUGCGGCCAACACAUUUCCUGGACGUUGCGCUAAACUCGGGCGGUGUGCAACAGCGAUUCCUAAAGCUAAAGCAAAACAAUUUGGAUGCACAACUGCCGGGCAUCGACCAGGAGCUUUUUAUUCCGGCCUGUAUGCAGCGGACAAUAACGAUCCCGAUAGCAUCAAACUUCACAUGACGCUGCUAAACAGUCGAUAUACCAAUAAGAAACCCAAUAAGAAUGAAAGCAACAGCUUCGAUGCACGUGAGAUUCUUAAACGCUUUGGCGACUAUGACUUUGGCAAGGCUCAGUGCAACGAGGUGCACAUGUGUGUGUGCAAAUCGUACUGUGAAGGUGAUGACUUCUAUAAGACAACGGGUAGUCUGAAAUUUUAAUCAACUGUCCAACUAAAACUUGUAAUAUGGAUGGUAAACAUCCAGCUUAUAGUCCAAU
Molecule: messenger RNA, 879 nt
Organism: Drosophila grimshawi
Lineage: Eukaryota; Metazoa; Arthropoda; Insecta; Diptera; Drosophilidae
Exons: 4
Coding region: 16-624 (202 amino acids)
Biological process (GO): DNA alkylation repair; regulation of DNA-templated transcription
Cellular component (GO): nucleus
Molecular function (GO): RNA binding
Source: RefSeq, a predicted model, not a curated record